Molecule: messenger RNA, 4161 nt
Organism: Coniosporium apollinis CBS 100218
Lineage: Eukaryota; Fungi; Ascomycota; Dothideomycetes
Exons: 4
Coding region: 1-4161 (1386 amino acids)
Biological process (GO): poly(A)+ mRNA export from nucleus; protein import into nucleus; transcription-dependent tethering of RNA polymerase II gene DNA at nuclear periphery
Cellular component (GO): nuclear pore outer ring
Molecular function (GO): protein binding; structural constituent of nuclear pore
Source: RefSeq, a predicted model, not a curated record
AUGUUCUCGCCCGAUGCCGCUCUCCCAAGCGUGCAAAAUGCCUCCUCACGAAAUCCUCGAAGGCGCCAGCGGCAGUACGAUUCGGACAGCACCAGACAGCAGCGCCAGAGGAAACGGAGCAAGCUCUCAGAUGACCUUUUCGAUGCGCCCACAACGGCGAACGGCAGCCAUGGAAUGAACGGGCAUGCUAGCCAUGGCGCAAAAGAUGCGGUCCCUACGCUGCGGUCUCACAGCAUCCCUGUGCGGGAGAAGAGGAUAUCAAGUCUGGUCAAGAGGGGAGAGAAAGGCGACGGCGGCACCACCUUCACCAAGACUGCCAACUAUACCGUAAAACAGCUGCCAGGGGUGCCAGAGCGCCUCCGCGGUCUCAAGUCUGAGAGCUUUCGAGCAUCUUCCUUGCCUUCUACGCCCUACGCGCUUGCACUAACGCACGAACAUGCCUUCGUCUGGGACUACACCUCCCCCGUUCCAUCACCCACUCCUCACAUCCUGACACUCCCUCAUCCCUCCAAGCGUACCGAUCCGCUACCGCUAGGCUCUGUCGUCACCACCGGCCCACCCCGCGAUGUAGGACUAGUUGUAGUUAUGCCGGUCUCUGGCAGGAUCACCUACUGGGAAAAUGUGGACAGCGCAGAAUCGCUCAGCCUGUUCCAGCAGCGGCGUCCGGGCAUUGAAGGCUCCGCAGCGCUGAUGAACCGGAACGAGACCGUCACCGAGAUUGUUGACGCGGACCGAGCGGGCUUCGUCCUGCUAUACAGCAGCGGGCGGAUUGCGCAACUCACACUUCGAGACUCGCAAGGUCGGCCCCACAUCAACGUACAAUUCUUGUCCGGUCAAGGAACAAACGGAGGAGGCUGGCUCGGUGGUUGGUUCUCUGGCUCAACCUUUCAAGGCGAUGUUGCGGCGGUCCGAGUGCGACCGUCACCGACAAAAGGGCAGAUGGAGGUAGUUUCGGCUACUGGGACUGGAUCUUUCGAACUGUGGGAACUAAGCUGGUCCGGCCAGCCCGUGUACAAGGGCAAAGUCAAUGCCCGCAGCGUGAUCACCGACUCUCUGAAGCAAGGCACCGUGCCGGAAAUGGGCGGCCAACUUGAAAACACCAAAAUUCUUGACUUCACCAUGCUGCUUGGCCCGACGAGUAAAAGCACGGAGGUCGCCCUGGUCAACGCUCGCCAAAGUCUUGGAGUGAUCGCGCUCGUUGCGACUCCUGGCGGCGCAAAGGCAGACUACGCACUGGUUGAAGUGGUAUUCACAGGAGACACGGCCAACGUAGAGCGAGUUAUCCCUCUUCAUACAUACAAACAGCAUGGCGGCGAAGGUUCCGGUUGGAAGCCGAGACUUCUGGUACCGCACCCUGGGCAUACCGCUUUAGUGCUCUUCGACCGCGCGAUUGUCAUCGUCUCCCUUGCAGUCCGCACCGCGAAUCCAGAAUCUGUGAAGCCGUUACCGCCCUACCAGGACACCGUGUACCUACGUGACGACGCGAAGGUAGAGUUCACUGGGUGCGCUGUUGAGGGUCCUCAUGGCAAGAGCAAAACCUCAAGUUGUAUAGUGUUCACGGACUCACCGGACAUCCUACGCGUAGCAGCGUUCAAGCCUCCCACGGACGGCAAGGAUGCAAACCGUGCCAGGGUGACUGCGAAAAGCAAGAUUGAGCAAGCAAUAUUCUUCAGCGCGAUCCCUGAAAACGUGAUGGAUUUCUCCAGCCGGCCGGUCUUCGAGUUCUCUAAAGAGGAAGUGCGAAAGGCAGCUGUAGAAGUCAGCAAGGGGAUUCUGGCCUCUAGGUCGGAGUUCAUACCACUCGUAACGAUGUCUAUGGAUGAGCAGCUUGGCGUGAGGGCAGACGCGCUUCGAACGUUGGCUUCGCAUCUGAAGCAGCACUAUCCCGGUUCCCUGGAUCGAGACACCAAAUGGCAGCUCCUAUGGGAUGCCGAGAAGGUGGCUGCCGCGCGCGGCAUUUGGAAAACAUACGACGAGAGCCUGAAGACGAGGGACAUCAAGCAGAGGAAACUACUCACCGAGGUGGUGGAGUUCAUGCACGAGCGCUACAAGACUCCUCUUGACCCAGAGAUGGGCGAACUGGAUCCAGUCCGGCAGUGGUUCGUUAAGGAUCUAUCGAAUAUCAACAUCCUUCUCCCGUGGGCUUACCAUGCCAUCCAGGAGCUCUUCGAUGAGGGCGUAAAAGACCGCAUGAGCAUUCUCAUCUUGACUAAAGAAGCCGUCGAUCUAUACGUCGUUGCACUGGAAACGGCUUUCCAGUUCCGCAAAAGCCAUCUCGACCUGUACGGUCUGGAGCAGGAGAAGAUAGAUGACGGCGUAUUGGAAUCUGGCUUUGAAGGCCUGCCGGAGUUCUGGACGUCGACAUACAACAUUGUUAACUCUCUAACCAAGCUGGUUGAUUUUUCUCGAGACUUGCCCGUCGAGACAUACGAGAAAGUACAACUGGACUCAUCUGAGGCGGAAAUCGCAAGAGAGGUCGCCAAACCGAAUCACCAGCUUGUCAAGCUUUGCUGCCUGACACACAUCGAACGUUACCGGUGGUGCCUCGCGCACGAGGACGAAGCAUUACGAGCUCAAGGCCGCGAUAUCAAGCUGCACUUCGAGGAGAAAGUACGUCCAGUGCAGAUUACUCGACUGCUCAAGCUUGGCCAGGUUUCUCAAGCUAUGGAUUUGGCUGAGAAACUGCGCGACAUGCCUACGCUUGUAAAGUUAGUGCACAAUGAGACAGCAUUCCUCAACGAGUUUCUAGUACAGGCUACGCCUGGGAAGUUGGAGACACUUGAGCAGGAGAAAAAAGCAAGGGUCUUAGGGGCGCGCAUCAAGAGAUAUUUCGCUGUAUUUGGUGACGACUGGGCAGAUGCACUAUACUCCAGCUACAUCCAUGAAAAUCGAGGCGGGGCGCUGUUCGAAGAAACCACAUUUUCCCAAUCUCACCUCACGAAGUUCCUGCGUGCGAACCGCAGCCGCGCAAAGCUCCGCUGGAUCAACGAAGUGACCGGUGAGAAGAACUUCGCCGAAGCAGGCUCGGCCUUGCUGGACGUUGCUCGUAACCAAGAGCCGAACGCUUGGUGUAAGAAAAUCGAGUUAUCCCUCGCGAAGCUCUCUCUCCUUGCCGCAGCCGAGAACAGCCAGAAACCUUCCAGCGGAAACCUGGCCUCGCUUCAGCACCAAACCACACACCAAUUGCGCCUCACAAAAGUUCAAGAACAGCUCCACGCCCAUAUCCAACCCACCGUUCACGGCGCCCUGGACGCGGAAAGCGCCGUCGAGCUCCUCAUGGACACCUACGGCAAAGAUAUUGUCCAUGACAAGCCAGCGCACCAGCAGCUCCUCCGCCGCGGCUUUGAGGAGCUCCUGUCUCACCGUGCGGUGUCUGCCGACCUCCUGAUUGACGUGCUCACCCUUAUGGACCAGACUUAUACCGAGGCGCUCGAGCCUGGUGCCGUUGACAUUCGCGGCAAGGAAUUCUUGCUGGCGCUGCAGGCGCUUGAAUACCACUGCGCCGCCUCCUCUUCUAUAACUGCGAGUAGUGGAGAUGCGACGCUCAAGCUUAUCUGGAAACGCUGCUUCAUUCGCGACGACUGGGCUGCCAUCAACAAUACCGUGGGCAAAUCUGGGGAGGUCAUAGAGCGGGAAGUGGCAGACACAGCGCUCUUCUGGACGCUGAAGGAGGGCUUCAAAAUCGCACUCUGGGACAAAACAACAACAAUCCGAGCCCUCCAACCCGCGCACGUGCUCGGCGCAGGCUGCGACCCGAACGCGCCCGCGCUGCGGGAACGUUUCCCGGCAGAGGAGCUGCGCGAGCCCAUCGCGGCGGAUAAUGCGCUCGAUGAUGAGAUGCUGGAGGAGUAUCUCGAGCGGUGUAGGCUCGAGCACUGGUACGAAGUGUGCAGCAAAGCGGCGAUCAAAAGUUUGCAUGAUGAGGCGGAGGCGGAGGCGCGGAGAAGGGAGGCGGAGAGGGAGAGGAUGGGGGAGGGGGUUGACAAUAGAGAUAGGGAGGACGAGGAGGAUGAGGAGGACGGCGAUGAAGAGGAGGCUGCUGAGGAGGUGGACGGGGAUGGAUAUGGUGAGGAGCUGGAGGAGGGCAGCGAGCGGAUGACGCCGGGUGGAUUCGAUGGGGACGAUGAAGAGAGCGUUGUGACUGACGCGAUGGAGGAGUGA